This is a messenger RNA of Apus apus (common swift), 6813 nucleotides long. It is a transcript of the gene PHF14, whose product is annotated as PHD finger protein 14. NCBI's taxonomy places the organism in Eukaryota, Metazoa, Chordata, Aves, Apodiformes, Apodidae. Gene Ontology annotation, biological process: regulation of transcription by RNA polymerase II. The record is from RefSeq and is a predicted model, not a curated record. The coding region runs from base 145 to 2787 and encodes 880 amino acids. The transcript is spliced from 18 exons.
CCGCCGCGGGCGGGCGAGUGCGGGUCUGCAUCCGGGUCGCCGCCGUGCCCAUUGUCUGGGGAAGGGGCCAGGGGCUCGGCGGCUCCGCGGCGCUGCACCCGAGGGCCCCUGCCCGCCCGCCCGUCCCUCACUUGCGCAGGCUUUAUGGACCGCAGUUCGAAGAGGAGACAAGUGAAGCCUUUGGCAGCUUCGCUGCUGGAAGCUUUAGAUUAUGAUAGCUCUGAUGACAGUGAUUUUAAAGUUGGAGAUGCUUCAGAUUCUGAAGGAAGUGGUCAUGGGAGUGAAGAUGCAUCAAAGGACAGUGGUGAAGGUUCCUGUACUGAAUCAGAAGAAAAUAUCUUGGAGGAGGAACCGGCAGAAGAGAAAGUUGAAGAACAGCAGCCAAAAAGCUCCACUGAGGAAGAGGUGGCAACAGCAGACAAAGAGGUAAUUAAAACUGAAAAGAAAGAGCAAGAAGAUGAAGAAGAAAAGCCAAAAAAGAAGAAAGAGAAGGAGAAAGCAGCUGAACCUGAUGCUGUGGCUGAUGAGCAAACAAAUGAACCAAAAAAAUGGAAUUUACGCAGGAAUCGACCUUUGUUGGAUUUUGUAUCAAUGGAAGAACUAAACGAUAUGGAUGACUAUGAUAGUGAAGAUGACAAUGACUGGCGGCCUACUGCUGAGAAAAAAAAAGGGAAGAACGCACUGCGAAAAGAAGGGAGUGAUGGAGAUAAUGAAGAUGAUGAAGAUGAUGGGAGUGGAAGUGAUGAGGAUGACAAUGAUGAGGAAGGUAAUGAAGAAGAUAAUAGCAGCACGGCUAGUGAUGGAGGAUCCAAGAAGAAGAAGAGUAAAGUUCUUAACAGGAAUAAUGCAGAUGAUGAGGAGUUGACAAAUGAUAGCCUGGCUCUUUCACAAAGCAAGAGCAAUGAGGACUCAUUGAUCCUUGAGAAGUCUCAAAAUUGGAGUUCCCAGAAAAUGGACCACAUUUUGAUUUGUUGUGUUUGUCUUGGAGACAACAGUGAAGAUGCUGAUGAAAUAAUCCAGUGUGACAACUGUGGAAUAACAGUGCAUGAAGGUUGCUAUGGUGUUGAUGGAGAGAGUGACUCUAUAAUGAGCUCAGCUUCAGAAAAUUCCACAGAGCCUUGGUUUUGUGAUGCGUGUAAAUGUGGUGUCACACCUAGUUGCGAACUGUGUCCUAACCAGGAUGGGAUCUUCAAGGAGACUGAUGCAGGCAGGUGGGUCCAUAUUGUUUGUGCCCUCUAUGUUCCAGGAGUGGCAUUUGGAGAUAUUGACAAAUUACGACCAGUAACACUUACAGAAAUGAAUUAUUCAAAGUAUGGUGCCAAGGAAUGCAGUUUUUGCGAAGAUCCUCGUUUUGCCAGAACGGGUGUAUGUAUUAGUUGUGAUGCUGGGAUGUGCAGAGCUUAUUUCCAUGUGACCUGCGCUCAGAAGGAAGGUCUCCUCUCAGAAGCAGCAGCAGAAGAGGAUAUAGCUGACCCUUUUUUUGCUUAUUGUAAACAGCAUGCGGACAGGUUAGACAGAAAAUGGAAAAGGAAAAACUACUUGGCAUUACAAUCUUACUGUAAAAUGUCCUUGCAGGAAAGAGAAAAACAGCUCUCACCAGAAGCUCAGGCUCGAAUCAAUGCCAGGCUGCAACAGUAUCGUGCCAAGGCGGAGCUGGCCCGCACUACCAGGCCUCAGGCCUGGGUUCCCAGGGAGAAGCUGCCACGGCCACUUACUAGCAGUGCUUCAGCCAUACGGAAACUGAUGCGCAAGGCUGAGUUAAUGGGAAUUAGUACAGACAUUUUUCCAGUGGAUACUUCAGAUACUAGUUCCAGUGUUGAUGGAAGAAGAAAACAUAAACAGCCAGCUCUCACUGCUGAUUUUGUAAAUUAUUACCUUGAGAGAAAUAUGCGCAUGAUUCAAAUCCAGGAGAACAUGGCUGAACAGAAGAAUAUCAAGGAUAAAUUAGAAAAUGAGCAAGAAAAGCUUCAUGUGGAGUAUAAUAAGCUAUGUGAGUCCUUGGAAGAGCUACAAAAUAUGAAUGGAAAACUGCGUAAUGAAGGGCAAGGCAUUUGGGCUCUGUUGGGGAGAAUCAUUGGACAGAAAUUGAACAUACCAGCAAUUUUACGGGCUCCUAAGGAAAGGAAACCAAGUAAAAAGGAAGGGGGAACGCAAAAGGCAUCUACACUUCCGGCCGUACUUUAUAGUUGUGGAAUUUGCAAGAAGAACCAUGAUCAACACCUCCUGCUACUGUGUGAUACUUGUAAACUCCAUUAUCAUCUUGGUUGCCUGGAUCCACCUCUUACAAGGAUGCCAAGGAAGACCAAGAACAGUUACUGGCAGUGCUCAGAGUGUGACCAGGCAGGUAGCAGUGACAUGGAGGCUGAUAUCGCCAUGGAAACCUUGCCAGAUGGGACUAAACGAUCAAGGAGACAGAUUAAGGAACCAGUGAAAUUUGUUCCUCAGGAUAUGCCACCGGAACCGAAGAAAAUUCCAAUCAGAAACACGAGAACUAGAGGACGAAAACGAAGCUUUGUGCCUGAAGAAGAAAAACCUGAGGAACGGAUUCCCAGAGAAAGAAGACAGCGACAGUCUGUUCUACAAAAGAAGCCCAAGUCAGAGGAUUUAAGGACUGAAUGUGCUACCUGCAAAGGGACUGGAGACAAUGAAAAUCUAGUCAGGUGUGAUGAAUGCAGGCUUUGCUACCAUUUUGGCUGUCUAGACCCUCCCUUGAAAAAGUCUCCUAAACAGACUGGCUAUGGAUGGAUUUGUCAGGAAUGUGACUCUACUUCCUCCAAAGAGAUAUGAAGACAGACAUCGGAAAUUAGCUGUCCACUACAGUUUGGACAUCAAGCAAUCAUUCCUGAAUACCGCUUACUUGCAAUGGACAUUCCAAGAGUGAAUUAAAAUGGUUAUUGAAUUUCUGUCACCUACUUAAACUAAAAGGGGUUCUUGAUAAUAGUAAAUAUCUUCCGUCUUUUGUUCUCCUAGCUUCUUAUGAGUAAAAAAAAGCUCAAGGUUUGUAAUUUCUAAAUGUGUUUUCCAUGAGAUUAGCAAACUAUGUACCAGGUGAAAUUUAAAAAAUGCUUUAUCAUGUAAAUGAAGUAUGAUUUACUUCACUUAGCGCAAGACGUUUGUUAGUUUUAAGGUGUGUGUUGAAAAAUACAAUGUUAUGAAGAGUAAACAAAGUUUAUCAUUAGAAUGAUGAAAUAUAUUGUGUUAUCUUAGUGAUUACUACAAAUUAAAAAAAAUAUUGUUACUGUGUCUAAUUUUCUUUUUCAUUCAUAGAGAUUUUUAAGGAGUAGAUUUAAAUAAAGUCUUUGUACUUUAAAGCACAGGCAAUUUGAAUUGUAUAUGAGUGAAAAUGUAAAGAAUAUGAAAGAUACUGAAAAAUGGCCUUAUGGGGACUCCUUGUGGUUUUGGUUUGUCACUUUCCCAAAGCUUUUCCACAGAGCUGUGCAGAGAAACUUCUCUGAAAAAUCUGUAUUUCACUCUAUGCCUAAGUGUUUUUUUAUGUAGCUUCUUUUUGUUCUAUACUAUCCAAACAACAUGGUGUUGAGUUAAACUCCUUACAGACCUUCCUUAAUACAAACAUAUUAAUUAAAAGAUUAGUUUUUUUAAUGUAGUUAACAAUUUUCAAAUUCAAUAUUCUGAAUGGAUUUAGAAUUGUGUAUUAUCUACACAUCAUUUUGCACAGCUUUUCACAACCAGGAGGAGCUGAUAUGAUGGUCUUUUUUCUACCCCUCACUAGAGGGGAUGAUCUCUCAAAUGUGUACUUAGAGCUCAGAAGAGGAAAACUGUAGAGAAAGUUGCGUUAUUUGCUGCACUCUGCUUCACCUGUGGGUGAAUUGCAAGCCUGAGCUACCAGCAAUUUCAAUCUCUCAAUCACUUACUAAAUCUGAUUCUUCGUGUGUGACAGGGAAGUUUUGUGUAUGGGUUAUAGCAGCAAAAAGGGGACUGAAUUUCCAGCUUUGGCUACAGAGACUAUUGUUUAGCUUUUGUUCCCUCAACUUGAUUCAUCUGUUUUGACCCAAUUUAAAUCACUGCUAUAGUAUUAAUUUUAAAAAUUCCUCAGCAAUAUCUUCUGUAGCAGAAUUGGGCCUUGAAAACAACCAGUAGGUAAAUUACAUUGUUUCAGUAACAAGACAGAUCAUAGUGUGUAGCAUAUAAUAGUUCAGUUUUAAUUUUAAUUAUGAAUUUCAGCUUUAGAUGUUCAGGAAGAGUUGCAUGCUGCUGACAACGAAGAAUGUGAUUUUAUUUUCAGAUUUUGCUAAAUACUUCUGGGUGUCAGCAGUACAAGGGAUGUAAUUUAGCUGUAAUACACACUUGCUUAAAAUUGUUCUCUAUCACAAGUGUGGGACGUGCUGCUUCCAUUUUGCUCAUAUAGUCACAGGACUCUCUUCCAGUUGUGUCAGUUUUCCACCAGUGUAACAUAUUCCCAUAUUACCCUGCCUGUCAGAUAAUAGACAGACAGUGACUUUGCUGUAGGGCAUGAGGGCAACAGCUUCUCUGCUGGUAAUACUCGCUGUCACUUUUAUGGAAUGGGUGAUGCUCACUACUAAGGUCUGACAAGCUUUCUCAUCUCAAAAACAUUGUAGAUUUUGUUACAUCGCAUGAAAGCUGGGGUAAACCUGUAAGCUCUCCAUUCCUAUAACAUUACCCAUCUACCCUGCCAAAGGAUUACCUGGCGUUUUCAGGACGGCCAGACAGCACUAAAUCAUAAAUUUGCAAAUUGUUUCAAAUAGUGAUAUUCAGAAUGGAUUUAAUAAAAAUGAAAUAAAUAAAGUAGAAGCCAAAUCAUUCAAUAGCAUUAUGUGAAAAUAUUCAGUAGAAAUAAGUGUAGCCUCACCAUUUGUUCAUUAUGUGCCAUAAGUGUCUCAUUAUAAGGUCACCAUAUGAUUACAUGCGGACUCCUUUAUGUUGCCUUUCAUUUAAAAAGUACUGUUUAAAAGUAUCUCCUCUGGUUAAAAAAAAAUUGCAAAAGGCCCAAGCAGCAAAGAAUUUAAACAUAUAUCAUGGUGGUUACAAUGACUGCUAGUUAGGUUGCUAUCUACUCAUCUUUGUUCACAAUCUAUUUUGCAACAUGCUGCAGAGUGUGUAUGUCAGGUCAUUAUUUGACUGCUGCAAGAUCAGCUGCCUUGCCUCUAGACUUCUGUUUAGUUUGCUUUUAUUUCAUCUUUUUACUAUAUUGCAUUUUUUCGGUGGAAAUAAAUUGUCAGGAUGUACACAUAGAAUUCUCAUCUAAGCCCCUCAGGAAAUAUUUUCUGGAACUGAAAAUACAUGACACACCAACCCUGGCAAACAGUAUUUUUUAUACACCUUCUGUGUUGGAAAUCAAUCAUGGAUUAUUUUACUUCAUGAAUAAGCAAUUUAUUUUGGUAUAUCUCGCUUUCACAUAGUGAGUAAGCAAAUUAAUUGGACACUGUAAUAUUAAAGUAUUGAAUAUAAUGUUGGAAAUAGUAUUUUUUAAUUUAAAAUAGUUUUUAAAUGUACAUUUAAUUUAAAAUAUCUUAAUCUGCUCAGAUAAAAAUAAAAAAUUGAGCAAUUCAAUUUAAAUCCUGUAGCCUGUGGAAUUUUAUUCUAGUAAAAAAUAAAGUUGAUGCUUAAGAAUGCCGAUAUUGAAGUUUCUUUUCUACUCACAAAUAAUGCAGGUGAUAAUCUCAUUAUGAUUUAUUGAAUUUAAUUAAUUUUGUUAUUCCUUUUUCUCAAACUCGGACAGCAUUUUUUUACAUGGGUGAUUUCAUGCAGCUGUGUUAAAAAAUAAACAGAGAAUCAAAAAUACCUUUAUGUAAGCUCUAAAAAUUUUGGAAAUAUCCAAGUUAAGGUGGCAUGUGGUGCUUUCAGUCCUUUUUUUGUGACUGUAUGUGGGUUUACAGCCUUUAAUCACUUCACGCAGUUUUUGUUUUUUUUUCUGUAGGACCCCUGCCUUCUCUGACUUUAGCUGUCCAGGCUCACUGAAAUAGAUAAAUUUGAGUUGAGUAUUAAAAGAAUAUAGUAAAUUCAGAUUUUGCAGUACAUGAAAACUGAAGCGAUGAUUUCAGAAACAGAAAAAAAAAAGGAAGCUUGACCUUACAUGUGAAUUAGUUGAGCUGUGACCAGAAAAUCAAAUUUUACUUCUGUCUCACCCCAGAGCUCCUAUGAGUGCUAGACAAAUGAACAUUUUCAAAAGUUUAGUCAUUUUUUGUCCUUGGUUGCUGUAGCCCAGCUUGGAUUCCUUGUCCCAACAUACAAAAAAGCUGAUUUCUGAGAGUUGCAGUGGGUGACAAUGUAAGCUAUGUUUUGAAAGUACCAAGUAUCCAUAAUGGUGUGGAUAGACUAUUGCAACUUGAGUAACUAAUUAAAUAGAAAUUUGUAUUCUCACUCUCUAUCUUGGCUUCUGUUUUGCAAAAUGACGAUAUUACUCCCUUAUUUUAGACAUUUUCCUUAGCUUUGUUUGAAUUGCUCUCUGGAGCUGCCUUUCCAUGUCAACUGACUAUAGGAAGGAGCCAAGACAAUUACUUCAGAUCAGCAUGGGUUUUAGUUUAGGAGGGUUUCUCCUUUCUUGAGUAUCCACAGAAAACAAUUGAAUCAGCGUUGCAUGGACAGACAAUCUAGGCAUUAACUAAACAUUCAGAACAACACAUUUGCAAUAUAACCAGUAUCGUUAACAUGUUAUAUAGGCAAGAAAACCAUAUUGGAAUAUAUGAGGUUGGCACAUUGGUAGUACAUAUGCAUGCGUCAUCAUGUCCUAAAUAUUUUUUGUAGUGCUUUUGUACGUAUCGCUUAAUACAAUGUGAUUUUAACUAGUUCCAUUUAAAAUACGUAUUUUAAAAAAUAAACAAAAAAUCUUAUUAA